AUGGGAUCUAUUGGCAAAGUAGAAGAAUUUAACCAGGAUGCCGAGGUGUGGACUCAAUAUGUGGAGCGGCUGGAGCAUUUUUUUGAAGCCAACGACAUUAUUGAAGAGAAAAAAAAGAAAUCUACUUUAUUGGCUGUUUGUGGAGCAAGAACCUACGAAGUGAUAAGGUCACUCUGCCUACCAGAGAAGCCAGCCGACAAGUCGUACAGUGACCUCAAAGUGCUGUUGGAGAAUCACAUGUGCCCGAAACCGUCAGUAAUCAUGAAGCGCUUCAAAUUCAACUCACGAUUCAAGCAACCAACUGAAUCUGUGUCUUCUUACAUUACUGACCUUCGGAAAUUAGCGGAGCACUGUGCGUACGGAAACCAACUACCUGACAUGUUACGAGAUCGUCUGGUGUGUGGAAUUGACGACCGAAAAAUACAAGCAAGGUUGUUGGCAGAUGGGAAUUUGGACUUCAAGAAGGCAGAGGCAACUGCUCUGGCUAUGGAGGCUGCGGCAAAAGACACUGAAGACCUACAACAGGCUGGGGAGUACCGCAGCAGUCAAGUGAACAAGAUUCAGGAGAGGCGCGGGGAAGGAAGAAAAAUUCAAGAGACACCGUGGGUGCGAACGAAUCCUCGACCACAGUGCUACAGGUGUGGGGGUCCGCAUGUGGCUCCUAGCUGUCAUUUUGCACGUGCUACCUGUUUUAAAUGUAAGAAAGUGGGACACUUGGCAAGGAUGUGUCGAAAUAAAGCAGACAUGGAAAGGAAAAUGCACAAGAUUGAGGGUGAAGAGGAGGACGGUGAGACAACUGGGGAAGAAUACACCUUGUAUACAGUGCGGGGGGCUCGUGAACCACCUGUGAUUGUUCACCCAGAAGUUAACAAGGUGGCUAUUCCCAUGGAAGUGGAUACUGGUGCUGCGGUGUCCAUUAUAAGUCAGAAAGUGUAUGAAGAAAGCUGGAAGGAUACGUGCAAGCCGGUGCUCGAGUAUUCCGACGUAGUGUUACGCACCUACAGUGGAGACUUAUUGAAAGUGAUGGGGGAAGUGAAUGUGGAGGUUAAUUAUAACAACCAGUCGAAAGUUCUGCCGUUGGUGGUAGUGGAUGGAGACGGCCCGAGUUUGAUGGGGAGAAACUGGUUGAAACAAAUUAAGCUAGACUGGGUUGCAGUUUAUAGUUGUCGGUCAGAGUGUGAUAAGGUCAUUCGCAGUUUUAGUAAUGUUUUCAAAGAGGAGUUGGGUCUCAUCAGAAACACAAAGGCGACCCUACAUGUGGAUAAGGAGGCACAACCCAAGUUUUUCAAAGCUCGCCCGUUGCCCUACGCCUUGAAAGACAAAGUGGAGCACGAGUUGGAACGGCUAGUUAACGAUGGAGUAAUUGAACCUGUGCAGUUCUCAGAGUGGGCGGCGCCAAUAGUCCCGAUAGUUAAGGGAGACAAAUCCAUACGUAUUUGUGGGGACUACAAGAUGACUGUGAACCGCGUGUCUAGAGUGGACAGUUACCCGAUACCGAAGGUUGAGGAUUUAUUAGCAAAUUUGUCAGGAGGGAAGACUUUUUCAAAAUUAGACCUGUCACAUGCUUAUUCACAACUACCACUGGAAGAGGAAUCAAAAAAAUAUGUAACGAUAAAUACACAUAAGGGGUUAUUCGUAUAUAAUCGCUUACCAUACGGAGUCUCCUCGGCGCCAGGAAUAUUCCAGAGAGUUAUGGAGAACUUACUGCAAGGUAUCCCUCACGUGGUGGUGUACUUGGAUGAUGUAUUAGUGACAGGGAUGAUGUAUUAG
Molecule: messenger RNA, 1770 nt
Organism: Scylla paramamosain (green mud crab)
Lineage: Eukaryota; Metazoa; Arthropoda; Malacostraca; Decapoda; Portunidae
Exons: 1
Coding region: 1-1770 (589 amino acids)
Biological process (GO): proteolysis
Molecular function (GO): nucleic acid binding; aspartic-type endopeptidase activity; zinc ion binding
Source: RefSeq, a predicted model, not a curated record